Molecule: messenger RNA, 1392 nt
Organism: Homo sapiens (human)
Lineage: Eukaryota; Metazoa; Chordata; Mammalia; Primates; Hominidae
Gene: LILRA5
Product: leukocyte immunoglobulin like receptor A5
Cellular component (GO): extracellular region; plasma membrane
Source: RefSeq, marked reviewed
GCAUUUCUCCUCUGUGCUCAUUGCCACAUGCAGCUCAGCCUGGGCUACACAGCCAGGUGUCAGAUGUGUCUCUGCUGAUCUGAGUCUGCCUGUGGCAUGGACCUGCAUCUUCCCUGAAGCAUCUCCAGGGCUGAAAAAUCACUGACCAUGGCACCAUGGUCUCAUCCAUCUGCACAGCUGCAGCCAGUGGGAGGAGACGCCGUGAGCCCUGCCCUCAUGGUUCUGCUCUGCCUCGGGCUGAGUCUGGGCCCCAGGACCCACGUGCAGGCAGGGAACCUCUCCAAAGCCACCCUCUGGGCUGAGCCAGGCUCUGUGAUCAGCCGGGGGAACUCUGUGACCAUCCGGUGUCAGGGGACCCUGGAGGCCCAGGAAUACCGUCUGGUUAAAGAGGGAAGCCCAGAACCCUGGGACACACAGAACCCACUGGAGCCCAAGAACAAGGCCAGAUUCUCCAUCCCAUCCAUGACAGAGCACCAUGCAGGGAGAUACCGCUGUUACUACUACAGCCCUGCAGGCUGGUCAGAGCCCAGCGACCCCCUGGAGCUGGUGGUGACAGGAUUCUACAACAAACCCACCCUCUCAGCCCUGCCCAGUCCUGUGGUGACCUCAGGAGAGAACGUGACCCUCCAGUGUGGCUCACGGCUGAGAUUCGACAGGUUCAUUCUGACUGAGGAAGGAGACCACAAGCUCUCCUGGACCUUGGACUCACAGCUGACCCCCAGUGGGCAGUUCCAGGCCCUGUUCCCUGUGGGCCCUGUGACCCCCAGCCACAGGUGGAUGCUCAGAUGCUAUGGCUCUCGCAGGCAUAUCCUGCAGGUAUGGUCAGAACCCAGUGACCUCCUGGAGAUUCCGGUCUCAGGAGCAGCUGAUAACCUCAGUCCGUCACAAAACAAGUCUGACUCUGGGACUGCCUCACACCUUCAGGAUUACGCAGUAGAGAAUCUCAUCCGCAUGGGCAUGGCCGGCUUGAUCCUGGUGGUCCUUGGGAUUCUGAUAUUUCAGGAUUGGCACAGCCAGAGAAGCCCCCAAGCUGCAGCUGGAAGGUGAACAGAAGAGAGAACAAUGCACCAUUGAAUGCUGGAGCCUUGGAAGCGAAUCUGAUGGUCCUAGGAGGUUCGGGAAGACCAUCUGAGGCCUAUGCCAUCUGGACUGUCUGCUGGCAAUUUCUUUUUUUCUUUCUUUUCUUUUCUUUCUUUUUUUUUUUUUUUUUUUUUUUUUUGAGAUGGAGUCUUGCUCUGUCACCAGGCUGGAAUGCAGUGGCGCAAUCUGGGCUCACUGCAACCUCCGCCUCUCGGGUUCAAGUGAUUCUCCUGCCUCAGCCUCUGGCAAUUUCUAGAGGGAGGAAUGGGUGUUUGAGUGCAGAGACACUGGUCUGGGGUGAUCCAUGGAGGA